AUGGCCAUACCAAAGGAAAAGAAUAUUGUGGCCAGAUCCUCAGCCUUUAGAAGCAAGAUUGCAAUGCUGUGCAGAUGUUCUCUGAGAUACAACGUACGCGUCACCGUUCCCAAGGACGAGUCGCCCAUUUCUAUCUCGGGCAAGUCCGAAAGUGUGCACGACGCCAUCAAGGAGCUGGAGGAGCUCGUGCAGCAAGACGUGCCCAAGCAGCACGUGUUUCUCCCGGUGAAUAUCCUUCCCGAAGACCUCGGCGUCGCCAUCGGAAAGGGCGGAAGCCAAUCCUCCAAGGUCAAGGAGGAGUUCGGGGUCAAGCUCUACACCAGAUGCAACAAGCACCCUCAGAGGCCGCUGGUGGUCGUGGGGCCUCUGGAAGAAGCCCAGAAGGCCGUGGCCUACAUCGAGCAGCAUGUUGCCGAGAGGCGCCGCCUUAAUGAGGAGCGUGCCGAGAAGCAGUGCCGCCGAGAGGAGGUGAUGGGGACCUUCCCCGUCAACGUCGAGUCCAACCAGAUCGGCAGAGUCAUCGGUAAGGGCGGUUUCCGCAUCAGUUACAUCGCCAAGAGGUACAGUGUCAAGAUCCAGCUCCCUGAGCGGAACAAGGAAGACGGCGCGGUCUUGGUCAUGGGCCUGAAGGAGGACGCCCAGGCUGCCGCCGCCGUGCUCGAGCUCGUGGCCAACCGCAAGCUGUUGCCCAAGCACAUCCUGGCGCCGCUCCGGAUCAGUCACGAGGACAACCUCAUCGUGCUCGGCCCCAAGGGCUGCAGGGCCGCCGGGAUCGAGCGGGAAUUCGGCGUCAGGCUUGUAGGGCCCGUCAUCAGCAUGCCUCUGAUGGUCGAGGGCGGCGUCGAGGCCGUGACUAGUGCUGUGGCCUUCGUCGAGGAGAUGUACAAACUACAGCGCAAUUGUAUAGGAUUUGUAGCACAGAACAUCAUACAGACUAUGAUAUAA
Molecule: messenger RNA, 945 nt
Organism: Penaeus monodon (black tiger shrimp)
Lineage: Eukaryota; Metazoa; Arthropoda; Malacostraca; Decapoda; Penaeidae
Product: vigilin-like
Exons: 4
Coding region: 1-945 (314 amino acids)
Biological process (GO): regulation of gene expression
Cellular component (GO): cytoplasm; nucleus
Molecular function (GO): mRNA binding
Source: RefSeq, a predicted model, not a curated record